Entrophospora sp. SA101 is the source of this 2541-nucleotide messenger RNA. NCBI's taxonomy places the organism in Eukaryota, Fungi, Glomeromycota, Glomeromycetes, Entrophosporales, Entrophosporaceae. The record is from the annotation of a GenBank genome assembly.
AUGUCUGUUGACGGUGACAUUACCGGUGGUGGUGGUCUCGCAUUAGCAAGCUCAUUAUUAAAGAUUAACGAUGAUGAUGAUUAUACACAGUAUGAAAAUAUUGAUGAAACUGAUUUAUCAUCAUCGUCUUCAUUUUAUACUUCUUCAUCAAAAAAUGGUCAAUCGAGUAAUAAUAAUAGUGGUGAUGAAUGUGAAAAAAUCGACAACAACAACAACAACAGCAACUAUAAUAGUGUAGAUAUUAGUAAUAAUCAUGAUCCAUUUUGGAUUAAAAAAUCAGCGACGCCAGUGAAUAACGAAGAAGAGUUCAAGGACCACGACGACAAUAUCAGCUAUAUUAUUAAUGAUAAUCUUAACUCAUUAAAAACAAUCAAACCUUCUAAAAACGAAAGAAUCUUAUGUGAUUUAAACAUUCCUUUACCAGGAAAUAAUGAAUAUAUAAUAUUUGAAUGUAAAAUUUCAAAAUUAAAUUCUGCCGCAUCUAAAAAAUUAUCAAGAAAUAAUUUUUUAAUUUUAACUAAACACUUUUUAUUGAGCUUUAAAAAUGGAGAAAAAGCUGCAAAACUAUUAUUCGAUGAAAUUACCAAAGAUAAUAAAUCGACACCGUCUUCAACAACCAUCACUAAUAAUAAUAAGCUAUCAGAAAAUAUAUUAUUUUCUUUGUUAACUGUGUUUGCAAUAACUGAAACCUUAGUACCAGAACCAGCAAUGAGAAUAGAUUAUAUAAUAUCUGAAAAAAAAACGUCUUAUGUAACAAUAGUUUCUUUAACUCUUCAAAAUCAUAAACAACUAUUAAAUGUAAUUAGAUCAACCAUAUCUUCAAUAAAUACCAUCGGUCCACAUUUGACUAAAAGACAAAAUAAUUGGUUAGUUCAAAAAUUAAAUUCUUUACAAGAUUUAAAAAAUAAUAAAAACCAAAUAACAUUCAAAGUUUUACUACAAGGAAUUACUGAUGAAAAUCAUACCAACAAGGUUUCAGCAAAAAAAGAUGUUCCUGUAUUUAUAGCUUUAGGAAAAAAUAAUGUUUAUUUAAUACCUAUUAGUUUAUUUGAUGGCUCAUCGACAUCAUCAAGUCAUCCAAGUAAUGAAGAUUCAACUACUAAAAUCGAGUUUAAAUUUAAUAGAAAAAUAAGUAAUCAAACUUUACAAUAUCCAUUACUAUUAGAAGAAAACAAACCAAAGGAGAUUGACAUUAAAAGAUAUCAAUAUCCACUAUUAUGUUUAACCAAAAUAUUUGCUGAUGAUAGGGAUGACAAAUUUCAAUUGUCCUUUAAGAAUGGAACAGGUUUAUUAACAAGAACCUUAACUAUUUCUUCAUUAGCAUAUAAAACGAUAAUUCAAGAAUUAAAAAAAGCUAUUGACUCUAUAAUUUUUUGGUGGCCAAAUCCAACUUAUCAAUUGAUAAUCACAGAAAAAAUUACAUCUUCUUCUAACACUUUUCAGGAAAAAUCUAAUAAUGUUAAAUUAUCAAAAGAUGAUUUUGAAAGAAUGCUAGAAGCUCAAUGUCAUGCAUUUAAAGCUAAUCGUUCAAGAAUAGCUUUCAGAUUAGAACAUAUCACAGAUGUUGACAGCAAUGAUGAUAAAUUGGAUCUUUCAAAUUGUAAAUUAGAUUCUGAUGGCAUCAAUAAAAUCAUCAAAGCAUUGAUAAAAAAUCAGCCUGAAAAAUUGGAAAUUUUUAAUUUGUCAAAUAACCCUAACAUUCAAACUAGUUAUUUGUCCGACUUGUUAAAGAAAACAAUAUUUUUAAAGACUUUAAAUCUUAGAAAUAGUCAAGCUAUUUUUCAACUCAAAACUUUUGGUGAUCCAAUAAUUUCAACUAAAACAUUAGGCGAAUAUUCAUUGACAACUCUUGAUAUUGGUGGCAUACCUCUUAAUAAAGAUAAAUAUUUAGAACCAUUAUAUCUUUACAUACAAUCAUCGGCAUUUGAUAAUCUAAGGUCUUUUAGUAUUGAUCAUUGUAAAUUGGAUGGUGAAAAAUUAGCUUUAAUAAUAUCUUAUAUUUCAACAUCUCCAGCCAUUAAACACAUAAAGGUAUGGGCGGGUGGUAAUUAUCUAUCACGCUCUAAAACUGGUUGCAAAGAAUUAUGUAAUACAAUAAGAUCAAAUUGGACUCCACCUUGGCUGUCGUUGGAAGAUUCUAUAUGGGGAACGGAUCCUAAUAAAAUUGGUGAAAUCUUGAAUGCUUUUUCAAAAAAUAAAGUUAUAAAACAUUUAGAUUUAUCAUAUCCGAAUUUCAUUAAUGAUAAUGAAAAUGAUAGUAAUGAUGGCGAUAAAAAUAAUAAAAGUGGUAAUAAACAUAACAAUAAAACAUUGUCAUUGACUUUAUCUUCAACUCAAAAAAGUUCACUAUGUGCAAAAAUAUCUUGUGAAUUUAUCGGUAAAAUGUUGGGUCAAAAAAUAUCAUCAGAAAAACAAAAAGUUGAUUUCCGUCAGCUUAUUGAUGAAAUAAUCUUGGCUAUUAAAGAACGUUGUGGUAAUGCUGAUGAAGAAAACUCUACUACCAUCAAAUCUUCAUCCAAUACUUUAAAUUCAUCAUCAUGA